Acanthaster planci (crown-of-thorns starfish) is the source of this 2161-nucleotide messenger RNA. RefSeq lists its product as uncharacterized. Gene Ontology annotation, cellular component: Golgi apparatus. Lineage: Eukaryota; Metazoa; Echinodermata; Asteroidea; Valvatida; Acanthasteridae. The record is from RefSeq and is a predicted model, not a curated record. Gene Ontology annotation, molecular function: glycosyltransferase activity.
UGCCGAGCUGAGAUGAACAGCGAUGUUUGCUGUGGGCCAGGGUCGUUUGCUUCACACGCGUGGUUCGGAGCACACAAAGAACCCUGAACGUGAACCUUCCAUCUUCGGACGAGAAGGGCCAAAGUGUAAAAUGCUGUCGCACCGACCAUCCGACGAUGUGUGGAUAGAUGAGGAGUAUUUCAUUUCACCUGCCUUAUGCCGUCUGCUGUUCGCAUGGAGGGAAAGAAGAAACCGGAUAUGCGUUACAAAUCCACAGGGAUAAUGGUGCUGGUGGUGUUCCUCGCCUCCCUCUAUGUUUUGAUUGCACUUUCAACAACGCAGAACCACGUUACAUGCCUACCGCAUUCAUGGCAAACAGACGCCUAUCAGAUCGACCGUAAACUCCAAGUUGAGGUCACGUACAAAAAGGACCGGGAAGAGUUGUCCCGGAUCAGCGUGAAGGGAGCGAAGGCUACCAACGACCAUCAUGGAGCAAAGCAACCUGGCCAGAGAGGGGCAGUACUGACCCCAAGGCAGGAGUGCACUGCGGCCGAACUCCAGAGACGAGCCAGUACCGUCGUGCUGACCACCACCAACAACGCUUUCUUGGAUAUGACUGAGAACUGGUUGGCUAGCAUCCGGCGUACCAGGGCCUGCCCCAACAUCACGGUGGUGGCCGAAGACCAGCAGGCUUAUCGGUUCCUGUCCCGCAAGGCAGUGGUUGGGCUUCACAUCCAGCAAACUGGAUCCGGCCUGUCCACCGCCAAGAAGCUGGUCUUCAACACCAAGGAGUACAAGAAGUUCGUCAACAAGCGCCAGAGGUACAUCUUGCGAUUCCUGGAGCAAGGAUGGGAGGUCCUCUUCAGUGACGUCGACACUUUCUGGCUGAGGGACCCAUUCCCAUUUCUACAAGGCAACUUCGACAUGGCACUGGAGGUGGACGAAUACAGGCAGAAGGGAAAAAAGGGGUCCUUCUACUGCGCAGGGUUCGUUUACUUCCGGCCAACAGAGCGAACCCUGAGGUUCGUCCGGGAGUGGAUCCGGUUCAUGGAGGCGGAUGAGAAGCUGAGACCGGACCAGGUGGUCAUGAACCUGCUGAUCGCAGAGAAGAAAGUGCCGCGGUUGAAACUGCAGGUUCUCAACUCAGACCGAUUCCCGAACGGGAAGCUCUUCUUCAACGAAACGUGGCGAAGGGACAAAAGGGGCAUCGUGGUAGUGCACAACAAUUGGAUCAUUGGACAUGACCCAAAGGUCGAACGGUUUCGGAACAAUAGCAUGUGGUUAGUGGAUAAAAACAUCAAAUUCCCUUCAUCAUGAUUGGUGCCAGGAAUACGUGUUCUGCUGCAAAGUCUUUCAGAUAUCGGAGAGUGGGCAGAGAGGCAAGUCAAAUGUUUCUAAAUUCUCUAUAUCUGCCUGACCAACCCAGUUAAACUGUUUUCAAAGUUGGACUCCGGAAAUGAAACAUAUAUUGUGCUCUAAUGCGAACUGCCCAAGAGGACUAGUGGACACUCUUGUGUGUGACAAUGCUCACCAUUGGCUUGUUCGCGUGGCGCGGAAAGUUACAAAAUAAUGAAUUCGCAUCAAAAAGCAAGGUCGAUGAUUUUAUUUUUCCUUAGAUGCAUUCCUGUGCAACUUUGUACUCUAUUUUGUAUAAAACUAUUUCACACCCUUUCGGGGUUAAGAGCAUUGGAAAUUGUUUAAGUUAUUUUGGGGGGACGAUAGAAGGCACUGUACGGUUGUCUAUUUUUCAGGGAGGACUCUGUUUAGUUUGGGAUAUUCCUCUUUACGGCCACUUGUUGACUUUUCCCUGGGAACAUGACGGGUACCAAGCAAGAUCGAUAAAAGGUUCACAAAAUUUCAUCCCUCGGAUUUGCCCCGAAUUUCGAACCCGGACUGGUCUAACGUUUGCUCAUUGAAACAUUCCUGAGAAUGGGUUGCCCGCUGGCUUGAUAUUAUCCUGAAGCUUAUGAAAGAAUAAACACCAAACAAAAGGAGGUACAGAACAAGAGAAAAUGUUAUCAAACAUCCUAACGGAGUGUUUUAGUAAAAUAAAAUAAAUCCAUUGCACAGUUCCUUUAAAGGGUCACCAAAAUAAUUAUGAAUGUUGAGUACUUGGGAACGUAUUUUAUGCAACUUCGUAGUCCUCUUAAUUAAAUUGUAUGAAAACUGUACAUGUAUUUAA